Molecule: messenger RNA, 2751 nt
Organism: Zerene cesonia (dogface butterfly)
Lineage: Eukaryota; Metazoa; Arthropoda; Insecta; Lepidoptera; Pieridae
Product: protein GPR107
Exons: 12
Coding region: 241-1851 (536 amino acids)
Biological process (GO): transport
Cellular component (GO): Golgi apparatus; membrane
Source: RefSeq, a predicted model, not a curated record
UUGACGUAGAUGCAUCGUAGAAUAACGUAGAUGGUUGCAAACUUUAUCAUCAAAUGAUGAGCUGCUGGAUGAAAAAACAUAAGAAUUUUGAUUUCCAGUAUGGUUAAAAAAUAUAAUUUUUCAUGAAAAAUAAUUUUUAAAAAGUGGUGCAUAUCAAGUUAAUUUCUUCUGAUUAUAUAAAAUUCAAACGAAUUGGGGAAUAAAUUCUGAUUAUAUUAGGUUGCAAGCUAGACAUGAAACAUGAUUUCUGUUCUAAAGAAGGUUUUUAUCCUUAUUGCUAUGUUUGCUGCAAAAGUGACUUCCAGAAUUCACAAACUUCCUCUAGUGGAUGAUGAGCGACACUAUGUAGAUCUUACUACAUUUGGAUUUUUCCAAGGAGGUAUUUUGGAUGUGCAUGUGAUCAACUUUAAAUUGCCAUCUGGACCUGUAUUAGGAGAGUAUGGAUUUACAUUAGACAGAACAGUGAAUGAUGCAAUCAAUCCAUACUUGGAGGUGCAUUCAGAUACGUGCAUUCUUAAAGGUGUUGAAAAGAGUAGUACAUUGCUGUCUCCCCAUCAUCCAGCUAUUGUAUUUUUGAAAAUGGAUUUCCAAAAUCUCAGAUUAAACAUCACAUGUGAGGGAGAAGUGACAGCUUUACACCUUUACCAAAACCGGUCAAUGAUACCAAUUGAUAGAAUCAAAAGACAAUCGCAGUACAUUUUUUUGAAUCGACGCAGGCGAUCAGUCUCUGAGAAUGGUAAAACCAUAGAGACUCUAGGGCCACAAUGUUCAUAUGCAGUUCUUCCAAUUACAAAAGAAACACGGGAUGGAUUUGAUUACUAUAAUACAAGUUUUGCGAUGUAUGUGGCAUCCGAUAAAGAAGAGGGCUUGUAUAAUCUUUACUUCCAUAACUGUCCGCAUGAGGGUACAGAACCAGCUCCUACUAUUAAUUCAUUGAUAGAAAUAUAUGAAAGUAACGAUGGAAACUUCUUGUCAGCUGGUGAGAUGCCAUUGCCAGCUCUGUACAGCAUGAUGUCCCUCAUUUUCUUCCUUAGCGCUGGAUUCUGGACGUUUAUUCUCAAAACGAGUCGACAUAAAGUCUAUCGCAUACAUAUUAUAAUGUGUGUUCUGGUGUACUUGAAAGCAAUGUCGCUUGCUUUCCAUGGAAUCAAUUAUCAUUUCAUACAAACUCGAGGCGAACACGUCACAGCUUGGGCGAUAUUGUACUAUAUCACUCACUUGUUAAAAGGAGCAGUAUUGUUUGUAACUAUUGUACUGGUGGGCACUGGAUGGAACUUCAUAAAGCAUAUACUGGCUGAUCGUGAUAAGAAAAUUUUCAUGAUAGUUAUUCCGUUACAAGUGGUAGCCAAUGUUGCUGAAAUUAUAAUAGCGGAGAGCGAAGAGGGCGCUGUCGAGCAUAACGCGUGGAGGAUACUGCUCAUGUUCGUAGAUGUGCUUUGCUGUGGGGCCAUUAUGUUCCCUGUUGUAUGGUCCAUACAUCAUUUAGAGGACUCGUCGACGACGGACGGCAAGGCUGCGGUUAGCCUGCGCAAGCUCAAGUUGUUCCGCCACUUCUAUGUGAUGAUACUGUGCUACAUAUAUUUCACUAGAAUAAUUGUUACUAUACUAGAGAACACAGUCCCGUUCCAGUACUCGUGGAUCGACGAGAUGUUCAGGGAGAUGGCGACCUUCGUGUUCUUCGUGAUGACGGGCUACAAGUUCCGGCCGGCGGCCGCCAACCCGUACUUCACCCCCACUUAUGAUGAUGAUGAAUCUAAAGUUUUAUCUGAAAUUGGUGUCCUCGAUGGUAUAACGAAUAGAGAAAAAAGGCGCGAAGAUAUGCAACCUCUUAUGCAAGAAAAUUCAGAGUAAAAAAAAAAUUAUUAUAAUAAAUCAAACGUAGAUAGACUAAAUUAUUGUUUAUACCUACGAAUAUGGGACCGGUUAAUUUAGUCAUAUGACUAUGCUUGUCUGAAUUAUUAAUAUUCCUUCUAAAACUAAUCUUGCUUUUGUCAUACAGUAACAAUGUAAUGUUUUACUUUUUCUUUAUUAAAGAUAUUCCUAUAUUAUAUAUUAAAUAAUAGUUCUUUAUUUCGGAAUUUUCGAUUUUCUUUAAACAAUUAGUAGCCUUUUCUAAUUACUGACUCCUAAAAUUGUUGACAAGCAUAUAAUAUGAAUUUAUUAUGUAUGUAGUUAGAAGUACAUUGAGAUAAGAGAAGAUGUAUUAAGUAGACUGAAAAAUUUAUAACAAUAUUAGAGUUGUGGUUUUAUCAUAAAAAUUGAUAGAUAAGCAAUAAAAUUAUGUUUUUGUUAAUUAAUUUUUUGGUUCAGGGUAUAAAGUGGUAGAAUAGAUUGAAGUGACCUUUUUUUUUUGAAUUUGAUAGUGAUUUUUUGUCUUUCCAAUUUUGUUCGUAAAUAUCAAAUAUGAAAAAUGUUAUCAUAAUAAACUAUUAUUGAUAUAAUGUUGUUUAAUUUAAGCUUAAUAAAAUCAAACCUCUUUAGUUUUUUUUCCUUUUCAGUACACCACUUUAUUCCUGAAUAUAAAUAUGUAUGUAUACAAAAUGUGUUGAUAGCAAUACUGUAAUGCUAAGAUUUAAUUAAUAUUAACUGUUUGUUUAAUUACAUUUUACUGUUAUCCGCAUUCCUAUUUGACGAUUGUUAUUUUGGUGAUGUAUAUGAUUAAAUAACGUCAUAUAACAAUAACAGAUAAAAUGUAGUUUAAAAAAUUAAUUGUUACAAUUUUUUCAUAAUUUUUUUAUACUUAUGAUCUAU